CCCUUGCCAUGGAGAAGGGCGCGAGAUAGAAAUCCAGGAGCGCGGACAACCCGGGCGCUCUGCUCCAGCUGGUCACAAGCUGCUUGCUACAUUCAACACAACAGCACCGAGGCCUCCAUCUCAACCAGCGGUCACCUCCUAAAGACAACAAAAAAAAAAAAGAAGCGGAAUACAACUCAACAGUAUCUAAUAUUCAUGCACAUGACGUGAAACGACAGCAGGACAAAUCACCGUCUGACCGUAAACAACAGAAACCGAGGGAAAUGUCUUGGUGGGCGCGCUGUGAUGAUGGAGAGGAGGCCAUGCAUCAAGACACCGAUUCUGAUGUGGCAGAUCAGCGAGAUGGUGGGAAAGUGAAGGUGAAAUGGACACCAGAGGAGGAUGACCAGCUCAAGGCUCUGGUUCAAAAGCUAGGACCCACUGAUUGGAAAUACAUUGCCAGCUAUAUACCAAAUCACAGUGAACACCAGUGUCAGCACCGUUGGUUUAAGAUCUUGGACCCAGAAUUGGUUAAAGGUCCCUGGACAAAGGAGGAGGACGAGAAGGUUAUAGAGCUUGUAAAUCAAUAUGGCAACAAACAGUGGGCAAUGGUCGCCAAGCAUCUGAAGGGCAGACUGGGGAAGCAAUGUAGGGAGCGCUGGCACAAUCACCUCAACCCCAAUGUGAAGAAAUCAUCAUGGACAGCCGAGGAGGACCUCAUCAUCUACAAGGCUCACUGUCUGCUCGGAAACCGCUGGGCUGAGAUUGCCAAGUUGCUCCCUGGAAGGACGGAUAAUGCCGUGAAGAAUCACUGGAAUUCCACCAUCAAACGCAAGUUAGAGAUGGGUUUCUAUGCCGGGGAGGUCUUUAGGCCCAAUGAACUUGAAGAGCUGUUGGCCCGUGUGAAUAAAGACAUGCAGAUUCCCGGUGGUUCCCAAGAUGAUCCAGACAAAGAUGCAGAGCAGAAAACACAUAAUUCAAUGCAGGAAACUCCAGGCUCAGUCUCUGUUGAAACUGGCCGCGGUGAAGCAGGACCGUCAAAUGCUGUGUCCUCCCCUAAGGACGGUUUAAGCCCCAAGACUGAAGCAGACUCCAGCUGGGUGGUGGACAGUUCUGGCUUUCUCUCUCCUUCUGGCCCAGCGCUGAAAGAAGUGCUGGAAUUGGUUGAUGGGGACCUCGAUGGCUGGUGCAACCUCGCAGCCUUUGACCUGCCUGAGGACAGUCCAAGCCCGGAGCGCCACCAGUUUCGUCUGGAGGGCAGUGCCCUGCAGGAGUUAAGCAAAGGCAGCAAGGGGGAACUCAUCCCCAUCUCUCCUGGAGGCGUGACGCCACCCUCCACACAGAUCCGUAGGAGCAGGAGAUACAAUGCCUUUUCUCCGGAUGCUAAUAACUCCAUGACCCCCAAGAGCACUCCGGUCAAAAUCUUGCCCUUUUCUCCAUCUCAAUUCCUCAACAUGUGGACCAAGCAGGACACUCAUGACCUGGAGAACCCAUCCCUCACAUCCACGCCAGUCUGCAGCCAGAAAGCCAUUGUUACUACACCGCUACAACGUGACAAGACCCCCCACACUCAGAAAGAAAACUCAGCAUUUGUUACACCCAACCACAAGUCUGAGCUCUGCACCACCCCACGAACUCCAACGCCUUUCAAAAAUGCCAUGGAGAAGUAUGCGCUGAUGCCUUUGCCUCAGACUCCAAACCUUGAAGAUGACAUCAACGAAGUCAUCCUAAGAGAUGCAGGGAUCAACGUGAUUCAUUUACGGUCCACUCCACCCAAGCAAAGACGCAAAACAACGCAUCGGCCUCCUAUGAAGAAAGUACGGAAAUCUUUGGCCCUUGAUGACAUGGACUGCCAGGUGAGGCCUACGUCCAAACGGAAGUCUCACAAACAUAGCAUCAAGGACGACCCCAUGAUAGUUUCUUUCAACUCUUCCUCAAUCUGCAGUAAGCGACAUGAUAAUAUAUUGGACCAGGGCUUCCUUCUGGGACCGAGUGACAGUGCCAUAUUUCCCAGCACAAUGCCCCCCCGUCUGGCAAGUUUUUAAAAAAAAAUCUUAAAAGGAAUUGAUAUCCUCAACCGUUGUAAAGUAUUUUACCGUGACGUUUCUACCUGAACCUAACCCUUCUGUGAUUGUGUUUUGUUUCCGUCUUCAGAUGUCAAAAGAAUGGGAGAUGGUUGUUUGUGGACAAACUAAAGAUCAGCUCAUCAUGACAGAAAAAGCAAGACACUACCUCCGCUCACUAAAAUCCCACGCCACCAACCGAGCUCUGAUUCUGUCCUGAGAGAUCUCGCAUCUGUGCAUCAAUAUGUUACACUUUCUGAACCUCAUGUUGUUGUUAUCCUCCUGCUUUCUGCGGUUGCAAUUCUCGGUGGUGAAAACGUGGCAUUAGUAGGCUUAGUGCAGUUUUUGAAAGAAGUUCAUAGCAAUCAUAGCUGAUAUUUUUACAUCCCUAUCAAAUAUUGGAGAGAGAAUGUUGUUUUUUAGAGUUGGUCCUACUCUCAUGCCAUGUGCAUGACUUGAAUAACGCGUUAAUCACAUUUUUCUGUAUGCAUGUCACCUGAACAUGUUUGAAAAGAACAAUGAUUGUAAAAAUGAAAAUCAAGACUAAAUGUGUGCUAUCACUGAAAGACAUAGUUUUACAUUGCCCUAUGUGUCUGUAAUUUAGCAGUUUUUAAAGUUGUAAAGAACAUACACUCAGGUUGCAGCUCCAUAUUUCAAGUUCUGUUGUAUAACUAGAAUAUGGAGUAAAAUUAGACAGUAUUACAUACUUUUGAAAAUUAGGGAUACAUGUUAAAAAUGUAGAGUGAACAUUAUCGAAAAAAAACUAUUUUGCUCUUGAUACUAAAUAUGCACCUCAAUAUGCAUAUUAGUUAGAGUUAGAAUCUCACAUUGAGAAAAUGAUAUUUCCUGGAAGUGUUAUAGUCUCUGCAGCACAUUAAUCCUUCAAGGUGGUGCUACUACUUGGUUACAACAAAGUGAUGAACAUACUCGACAGUGUUUUAUGCAAUAACUGGGUAGAUAACAUGUCAUGGACGCAUUGAAGCUGUGCCAGCAUUCAUGGAAGAGGUAUUGUUUGUAAAUAUUUAGUGUUGAAUGUUUUUUUGUAAUGAAAGAAAUUUGUUUAAAAAAUAAAAUAAAGCUAUUAGAA
This is a messenger RNA of Labrus mixtus (cuckoo wrasse), 3129 nucleotides long. It is a transcript of the gene mybl2b, whose product is annotated as v-myb avian myeloblastosis viral oncogene homolog-like 2b. Lineage: Eukaryota; Metazoa; Chordata; Actinopteri; Labriformes; Labridae. Gene Ontology annotation, molecular function: DNA-binding transcription factor activity, RNA polymerase II-specific; RNA polymerase II cis-regulatory region sequence-specific DNA binding. Gene Ontology annotation, cellular component: nucleus. Gene Ontology annotation, biological process: regulation of DNA-templated transcription. Bases 264 to 2024 code for a protein of 586 amino acids. The transcript has 14 exons. The record is from RefSeq and is a predicted model, not a curated record.